AUGGCAAAGCCCAACACUCACAAGUUCACUGCCAAGCUGGAGGAUAAACACAAUGCCAUGCUGAAGACAGCUGCCAUAAUUUAUCUGGACAUUGUGCCAUUCAGCAAUGUGGUCACACUGCUCCUCAACAGUCCCCAGUCCGCCUUGCAAGAAGAGCUGGCUGCCUGGUCUGUGCCACCUGAGGAGGAUGAGGAAGAGGACGAGGAUGAGAAGGAGUUCAAGGCAUUGUUGUUGGGAUUUUUGAUGUCCAUGGCGAGCCUGGCCAGUCCCUUGGUGAAGGCUGAGAAGGGCAAGGGCAAGGCUAAGGAGAUGAUGCCAGCAAAGUCAGUCAUGCUGCGCCUCAAUGAUGGUGUGGAUAAGAUGCUGCCUGCAAUCAGGGUGCAUGGGAGGCUGACAAAGGAGGAUUCCCGCAAUGUGGGGUGGAUGCCGGAAGAGACACUGCAGUGUAUGUUGUGCUGCAAGCAUGCCAUUGUCAAGGACAGUAAGGAGUGCCACAAGUGUGAUAUUGUGGAGGUGCCCAAGAGGGCAGUGUGCUCAAUGCGCAAGGCAGCAAAAAAGCCUUGCAGUGUGCAUACAGCACAUCUUGCCAAGGCCAUGGCUCUGCCUCCAGCGUCUGUGGAGGAUCUUUUCCUCCCAGAGACCCCUGAGCCCAAGCCUGUUGAAGAAACUGCCAAAAAGCCUGCUGAGAAGAAGAAGCAGAAGCCGGUGUGCAGCUAUGCACCGGUGAAGCCCCAAAAAUGUGAACAGGAGGAUGACAAGGACUCAGUUGGCACAUCGCAAAAGCAGUCCUGCCUUCCAGAGGCUGAGGUUGAGCCGCCAGUUGCACUGCUCCGUAUGGCAGAGCACAAGAUGCUUGAGCUGCGGAAGAGCCUGCACAUGGCUCAAAAAGCAGUGGACGUGGCGCAGAAGGUGAUGGACAUGGUAACAGGUCAGGUGGAUCAAGUCCAGACUCUCCUGGGGAGGGCUCUGGCUGAGUAA
Dacryopinax primogenitus is the source of this 978-nucleotide messenger RNA. RefSeq lists its product as uncharacterized. Lineage: Eukaryota; Fungi; Basidiomycota; Dacrymycetes; Dacrymycetales; Dacrymycetaceae. The record is from RefSeq and is a predicted model, not a curated record. The coding region runs from base 1 to 978 and encodes 325 amino acids. The transcript is spliced from 8 exons.